AUGGUGCCUGCGAGGUCGAUUGGUGUGCAUGCAGGAGCCCUUCGCAACGGAGCCCACCGAGCUCAGUCUUGCAAGUGGUGGCUCAAGUGCAAACGGGAUCCAUUGCAGCUUCCGACUCCCAUUGGUGACCAGGCCUGGCAUCGCCGCAUGCCCUGCCCUGUGAGCCUCUGCCCGGUGUGGCAUCGCCCCGCUGCUGAGGACCCGAAGAUGGCUCUUUCCCGCGGCCUCCUUGUGCUCUCGGCGGGCGUGAUGCAUGCCAUGGCCUGCGAGGGCAAAGUGUUCGACCAGGCGGCCUUCGAAGCGGGACUGCUUGGUGGCUCCAUUGGUGGCAUAGUCCUUGGCUUGCUGAUGGUGAUUUUUGCCUCGCUGCCCCUGUGCUGCGGUGUGCUCAAGCAGUACGGGAAGGUCAUUGCCGCCAUCGCCAUCAUUUUGGGACUCGCCUCCCUGAUCGUCCCGUUCUUGGGUUCCAUGGGCGCGUGUGGACCCUUCGUCGAUCACAUUUGCGACGACCUUUGUCCGGGAGAAAUCCAAUGCAGUCAGUCUGACAGAGACAACUUGACCACCACAUGCAAUGCCCUGGGAUUCUUGGUGGUUUACCUCGGAGCUUUUGGCUGGGCCGCAUGCGUGCUGGGCAUCGUCGCUGCCAGCCUGGGCUGCUGCGUCUGCUGUCAGUGCUGCAAGGCGAAGCUCGACGACGGGCCGAAACCGGGCCAGCCCGGCCAGCCCACCGUGGUGGUUGGAGCCGUUCAGCAGGCUGGGACGGUCUGGGAGGCAGGCUGGGACGGUCUGGGAGGGACCGCAUUCGGUCUUGAGUCUUGUGUCUGUUUGAGACGUGCGUCGCGGAAUGCUGCUCAGGGAUGA
Molecule: messenger RNA, 861 nt
Organism: Symbiodinium sp. CCMP2592
Lineage: Eukaryota; Dinophyceae; Suessiales; Symbiodiniaceae
Source: the annotation of a GenBank genome assembly